GGAUGCAGCUUUGGUCCACAACACACAUCAUCUCCAUCUCUCGAACAAGACAGCAGGAGGAGGAGAAGCUCCAGCUCGGAUGAAAUAAAACUACAACUUACAGGGAUCGACGAAGAGAUGUGUCCGCAAAAGCUUUGAUUUGGCCCCUUUACAUCCUCUUCUUCCUCCUCCUCCACCUCCACCUCCUUCUCCCAUCUUAACGGAGGAGCAUCCCGCACACUGACUCCACUCCGACGGGCAAGCAGAAAGGCAGCCGAGCAGGCAGGCGGACUGAAACAAGCCAGACACGAUGCGUGGAUCCCCCCGACAUGGGACAUCCGUGGGAUUGUUAGUGGUGCUGAACGCGCUGCUGUUGUUGCUCGCGACGCAGGCUGCAGAAGGAGUGUUAACGGACCAUGUUCUGGUUCAGCUGCACGAGGACGCACAGGACGAGGCGCACCAAGUUGCAACACAACAUGGGUACCAGAGCGCCCGAAAGCUUCCCUUUGGAGAGGGGCUCUUUCACUUGUACCCUCAGGACACUUCAAAGAGACGGAGCAAACGCAGCGCCCGAAGCAGACAGCGGCUCCAAAAUGACCGCAGGGUAAAGAACGUCUUUGAACAGGAAGGCUUCAGUCGUCAGAAGCGCGGCUACAGAAAUAUCAAUGAUAUCGAAGUGAACAUGAGCGACCCUCUGUUCACUAAACAGUGGUAUCUGAUAAACACAGGCCAGGCAGACGGGACCCCUGGGUUGGAUCUUAAUGUGGCUGAAGCUUGGCAACUGGGCUACACAGGGAAAGGAGUAACCAUCGCAAUUAUGGACGAUGGAAUCGACUAUCUUCAUCCAGACCUGGCUUCAAAUUACAAUGCUGAUGCCAGCUACGACUUCAGCAGCAAUGACCCGUUCCCGUUUCCCCGCUACACAGACGACUGGUUCAACAGUCACGGCACACGCUGUGCAGGAGAGGUGUCUGCAGCAGCCAACAACAACAUCUGCGGUGUAGGAGUCGCCUACAACUCCAAGGUGGCAGGUAUCAGGAUGUUGGACCAGCCCUUCAUGACUGACAUAAUCGAGGCGUCAUCCAUCAGCCACAUGCCGCAGGUUAUUGACAUCUAUAGCGCCAGCUGGGGGCCCACGGAUGACGGAAAGACUGUGGAUGGACCCCGAGAGCUUACACUGCAGGCUAUGGCUGAUGGCGUCAAUAAGGGGCGCGGAGGUAAAGGCAGCAUCUACGUGUGGGCAUCAGGAGACGGUGGUAGCUAUGACGACUGCAACUGUGAUGGUUACGCCUCGAGCAUGUGGACAAUCUCCAUCAACUCAGCCAUCAACGAUGGACGCACUGCCCUGUACGACGAGAGCUGCUCGUCCACUUUGGCGUCCACGUUCAGCAAUGGACGCAAGAGGAACCCAGAGGCUGGCGUUGCCACCACAGACUUGUAUGGGAACUGCACACUGCGUCACUCUGGGACAUCAGCCGCAGCUCCAGAGGCAGCGGGUGUCUUUGCUCUGGCCCUCGAGGCGAACCCAAACCUGACGUGGAGAGACAUGCAGCACCUGUCAGUCCUAACCUCAAAGAGGAACCAGCUCCAUGAUGAAGUCCAUCAGUGGCGGAGAAACGGCGUGGGUCUCGAGUUCAACCACCUGUUUGGCUACGGUGUGCUGGAUGCCGGGGGAAUGGUGAAAAUGGCCAAGGAAUGGAAAACAGUGCCUGAGCGUUUCCACUGUGUAGCCGGAUCCAUUCAGGAGACCCAUAAAAUCCAGUCCGGCAACAAGCUGAUUCUGGCCAUCACCACUGAGGCCUGCCAGGGGAAGGACAACUUUGUCCGCUACCUAGAGCACGUUCAGGCGGUGGUCACCGUCAACGCCAGCCGCCGUGGCGAUCUAAAUAUCAACAUGACCUCACCCAUGGGCACAAAGUCCAUCCUGCUGAGCAGACGACCCCGUGACGAUGACUCCAAGGUGGGCUUCGACAAGUGGCCCUUCAUGACCACCCACACUUGGGGCGAGGAUCCCCGUGGGACCUGGGUCCUGGAAGUGGGCUUUCAGGGGGAGGAGCCACAGCGGGGAGUCCUGAAGGAGUGGACUCUCAUGCUGCACGGAACACAAAGUGCCCCUUAUAUAGACCAGAUAGUGCGUGAUUAUCAGUCCAAACUAGCAAUGUCCAAAAAGGAGGAGCUGGAGGAGGAGCUGGAUGAGGCUGUGGAGAGAAGUCUGAAGAGUUUGCUGAGUAAAAACAACUAAGACCCAUCUGCAUGUCGUCAAAUCUUUCACUUUCUCUUUCUCCCUCUCUGCAGUCUCGCUCUCUCUAAAUCACACACAUCACCUCAGUUCUUCUCACUUGAUUAUUAUCCUCCCUUCUGUCUACCUCUUAUCCCCUCCUCACUCCGCUUUCUGUUCUCAAGUGUUUCAAUUAGCCCCCAACCUCCAAUGAAUGUGCGUGUAACCGAACCAUCAUCCAAGUGUAACUUUUAAUAACUGUUCUAGAGAAAUGAAACUAUCUCACCAAUUUUUACACUCGACAGGAUUGUACAUAAGCAGAAUAUAAUCCACGUUCUUUCAUGCUCUUGCUUUGACCGCCCUGCACCUCUCUUCUGCCAACUGUUGUACAGUUUGUGACUGUAAAUGAUUUUCUGUGUCAUUCUACUUAAAGUUUAUUAUCUUGCAAACAGAGCAGUGAUACUUCUUUCUGUUUAUAUUUUUAUGUGACACGCACUGUUUAUAUAAACAAAGAGAGGAAUAUGUGUUUUUAUUUUGCAGCCUGUGGUCCUCAGUUCAUCUUUCAUAAUCUUUGACAUAUACUAUAAUAAAUCUAU
This is a messenger RNA of Cheilinus undulatus (humphead wrasse), 2793 nucleotides long. It is a transcript of the gene pcsk2, whose product is annotated as proprotein convertase subtilisin/kexin type 2. Gene Ontology annotation, molecular function: serine-type endopeptidase activity. Gene Ontology annotation, biological process: protein processing. NCBI's taxonomy places the organism in Eukaryota, Metazoa, Chordata, Actinopteri, Labriformes, Labridae. Bases 290 to 2221 code for a protein of 643 amino acids. Gene Ontology annotation, cellular component: Golgi membrane; trans-Golgi network. The record is from RefSeq and is a predicted model, not a curated record. The transcript has 12 exons.